Messenger RNA from Dictyostelium discoideum AX4, 3021 nucleotides. RefSeq lists its product as hypothetical. Gene Ontology annotation, biological process: regulation of DNA-templated transcription. Lineage: Eukaryota; Evosea; Eumycetozoa; Dictyosteliales; Dictyosteliaceae. The transcript has a single exon. Gene Ontology annotation, molecular function: zinc ion binding; sequence-specific DNA binding. The record is from RefSeq and is a predicted model, not a curated record. The coding region runs from base 1 to 3021 and encodes 1006 amino acids.
AUGAAAUUAUAUUCUAUUGACUUUCCAUUAAAUGAAUCAAAUAAUAUAUUCCCGAAUUCAUCUGAAAAUAUAAAUAUAAAUAAUAAUAAUAUUAAUAAUUCUAAUCCAAAUAAUUUUAUAAAUAGUAAUACUGAUUCUGAAUUAUAUGGAAAUUAUAAACCAAGUAGCAGUAAUAAUUUUAUAAAUAAUCAUCAUAAUAACCAAUCAUCUGAUAUACAUUCAAUUUCUCAAUCUACACCAAAUUUAUCAACUUUAAUUUCAUCUUCAUCAAAUAAUAAUAAUAAUAAUAAUAACAAUAAUAGUCCAAACUAUUCUAUGAAUAGUAGUAGUGAUCAAGCACCAAACCUUUUAAAUAUGGAUUCAAAAUUGAGAUGGAAUCAACCAUUCCAAAAUCAACAACAACAACAACCAACAUCAGAAGUUUCAACCAAUUCAGCAAAUACAUCAUCAGAGAAUACAACUUGUAAUAAUUCGCCAGUAUCUUCGUCAACAAAUUACAUACCAAAUAAUUCUACAUCAAAUGUUGUAUUAAAUUCAUCAAUACCAACUACAUCACCAAAUGUUUUAAGUGCACCAAAUAAAAAAAGACAAAGAGAUGAUAUUGAUUGUGGAAAUAAUAAUAAUAUAAAUAAUAAUAAUAUAAAUAAUAAUAUUAAUAAUAAUAAUAAUAAUAAUAAUAAUAAUAAUAAUAAUAAUAAUAAUAAUAAUAAUAAUAAUAAUAAUGGAUAUAUUGAUCCUUUCUAUUUAAGAGAUGAUAAAGAUUUUAAUAAUAAUAAUAAUGUCCAAUUGGAUAAUACGAAUAUAUCACAAUUUAAUGAUUCAAAGGAAUUAAAUAUUAAAAUUAAAAAAGAUAAUAAUAAUAAUAAUAUAAAUAAUAUAAAUAAUAUAAAUAAUAAUAAUAAUAUAAAUAAUAAUAUAAAUAAUAAUAAAAAUCUGCAACCACAACAAAUCCAACAACCACAACAACCACAACAAAUCCAACAAAUCCAACAAAUCCAACAAAUCCAACAAAUCCAACAAACUCAACCACAACAACAACAACAACAAACUCAACAACAACCACAACAACAACCACAACAAUUAAUGUCAGGUAAUUUAAAAUUACCAUCAAUCCACCAUUUAGAAUUCGAAGUUGAAAAAAAUGCGAAAAAAGAUGAUUCAACUAAUACAAAUAAUAAUAAUAAUAAUAAUAAUAAUAAUAAUAAUAAUAAUAAUAAUAAUAAUAAUAAUAUUCAACAAGCAAAUGUAAAUACAUCACCAAUUUCUACAUCAACCACACCAAAUAAUAAUAAUAAUAAUCAAAUUCAAAAUCAACCACAACAAAUACCACAACAACAAGCUCAACAACAAGCCCAACAACAAGCCCAACAAAAGAAAAGAAAAACAAAACCAUCAAAAUAUUCAAUUACACCAUCGAUUUCAUUAACACCAACAACAGUAACAUCUUCCUCGUCAACAAAUAGUAGUGGUAGUAUUGGAGCAUCACCACUCUCAACUUCAACUAAUAUUCCAUAUUCAGUUACUAAUAAUCUUUCCUCAAAUAAUUUACAUUCCUAUAUGAAUCCAAUGGGUCAAGAUUAUUCAACAAGUGGAAUGUUAUCAACAACCAAUCCAUAUACCCAUCAUUCACCAAAUACAUCUUCGACUGUAUCAUCAUCAGUUACAUCACCUUUAAUUAAUCAAUAUGGUACAAAUCCAACAUUAACUAAUAAUCAUUCAUUCUAUGGUUCAUUGGCUUCUAAUCAAAACACUGGUGCUAGUGAUGGAAAUAACAAUAACAAUAAUAACAACAAUAAUAAUAAUGGUGGUAGUGGUUAUUUCCAAUCACCUGUAAUUUUAUCACCAUUCCAAAAAUCAUCAAAUCCAUUAAAUAAUAAUCAUAAUUCAAAUAAUGUUUAUAAUUCAUCCAAUAGUCAUAAUGAUAUAAAUGAUUAUAUUUCAUUAAAUUCAAGUUCAAAUAAUAGCUAUUAUAAUAGUAAUUCUGGUAGUGGCAUGACAACACCUCAAUCAUUAGGUCACUCUCCUUCCCAUAACGAUUAUAAUAGCAACAAUAACAACAAUAACAACAACAACAACAAUAGCAAUAAUAAUAAUUCAAAUAAUUCAAAUAGCAAUAAUUUAACAAAUAAAUACGACUCAAAUUCUUCAUUAUCAUUACUUUCUUCAAUUGGCGAUAAUAAUAAUAAUAAUAAUAAUAAUAAUAAUAAUAAUAAUAAAUCUCAUAGUAGUAGUUAUUACUCUUCAAUGUCGAAUAAUUCAAAUCCAUCCUCUUCAUCCUCUUCAUCUUCAUCAUCCUCUUCAUCUUCAUCAACCUUAUCAUCAUUAAAUAAUAAUAAUAAAUUAUCAUCAAAUAAUGGUCAUAUUAAAUAUGAACCAACAUCAUCAUCAAAUUAUCAUGAUCAAAUGUCACAAUCUCAUAUUUAUCAAAAUAAUUUCACUUAUUAUGAUCAAAGUUUCCCACAUCCACCAGUAAAGAAAACUCAUAGAAGAAGACCUGCUAAUAUUGAUAAAUCAACAUUAUAUUGUCAUAAUUGCGGUACAAAGAAUACACCAGAAUGGAGAAGAGGUCCAUCCGGCCCUGCAACAUUAUGUAAUGCAUGUGGUUUAGCUUAUGCAAAGAAACAAAGAGAAGAAGAAACUAAUUUACAUAAAUUACUACUUCAUAGUAACUCUUACUCUUAUCAUAGAGGUAACAUGUUGGAAUCUUAUGUCACUCCAAGUUUAUUACCAUUAUUUAAUACUGCUGCUAAUGUUCCAUAUUUAAAUACUCCAAAUAAUGCAUCCUCCUCAUCAUCCUCCUCAUCAUCCUCCUCUUCUUCCUCAUCUUCAUCUUCUUCGACAUCCUCUUACUCAUCUUCAUCCUAUAAUAUACCAAACACAAACACUCAAUACAAUACAACAAGUGCAACUUCAUCAUUUAAACCAUUAACAUUUUCAUCUUUAAAAACUCCUGAAAAUACAAGAAAUACUUUAAAUACAAAUAAUAAUAAAAUUAAUUAUUCAUUAAAUGGUUCAAUUUAA